ACUUGGAGGGAAAUACAGCACAGGCGCGCACUGACAGGAUAUUAAAAACACACCAAAAAAAAAACAAAAAAAAAACAUGGAUUCGAUCUUGUCUUCAUAGUUUCUUCUAUUUUCACACCUCCAGGUCCUCUUCGGAGCUUUUUUUUUUUUUUUUUUUUCCCUGGUGCAUUUAUUCCAAACUGGAUGUUUAUCUCGGACUCUCGACGUCAAGUCGCCCCGAUGACUGAGCUCGGGUGCAGCCACGGACGGGGGUAAAGUUUCCACCCCUUUUAAACCUCCGGGAUUUCUGCCUGCAAAACUGCUUGGAUUGUACACCAUGAAGACCACCAUGACUGACGGAGGGCGGCUCCUGGUCCUGAUCAUGUGGUUGAACUUUGCGCCUCCAGCUGCCGGCUGCCCUGCCAAGUGUGUGUGCUACAGUGAACCGCGACCAACCGUGGCCUGCCAACAACAAGGACUCUUCUCCAUCCCUACUGAGAUCCCAGUGCGGAGCCAGAGAAUAUUCCUCCAAAGCAACAAGCUGACGGUAGUGAGGUCCACAAGCUUCAGUUCGUGCCAGAACUUAACCGUCCUUUGGCUCUACUCAAACAACAUAAGCUACAUUGAGGCCGGCGCCUUCUACGGCUUGGAGAAACUGGAGGAACUGGACAUUGGGGACAACAGCAACCUGCGCACAAUCAGCCCUACAGCCUUCCGAGGCUUAACAAAGCUGCACACGCUGCACCUGCACAGGUGCGGCCUGUCAGAGCUGCCGGUCGGGGUGUUCCGGGGAAUGUUCUCCCUGCAGUACCUUUACUUGCAGGAUAACAACAUUCUAACCCUGCACGACGACACUUUUCUGGACCUUGCCAACCUCACCUAUCUCUACCUGCACAAUAAUAAGAUCAAAAUCGUGACGGACAACAUGUUCCGUGGUUUGAUCAAUCUGGACCGCCUGCUGCUACACCAGAAUCGCGUCAUUCAUGUCCAGCCAAGGGCUUUUAGUGAUCUGGCUAAGCUCAAAUCUCUAUUUUUGUUUUUUAACAACCUGACCGUCUUGACAGGGGAAACAAUGGACCCGCUCACCACCCUCCAGUACUUGCGCUUAAACGGCAACCAGUGGAUUUGCGACUGCCGAGCCAGAACCCUGUGGGAGUGGUUCAAGCGUUUCAAGGGUUCUAGCUCGGAGUUGGAGUGCAACGUCCCAGAAUUCCUGGCCGGCAAGGACCUGAAACGACUAAAGAGUGAAGACAUGGAAGGAUGCGUGGAAACGCCUCAGGUCCAGACCAGUCUCUUCAGCUCGAAGGCCCCGUCUGGGAAGUUCCCCUCCACUGAAAAUCCUCUCGUGGACACAAUUCCCAGGUGUUGUCUUGGAGACAACGAUAAAUCCUCUAUCCUGUCCGGCAAGAGUCGCCAGAUCACCAACAACCCCCUGAAGGAAAAGGAGAACAUGUCUAAGACCAAACAUAAGGAACAAGAAAGAACAAAAAAUGAGACCCAGAACAAGCAGAAUGACGGACCGCUCGGGACCUUGUCCGACACCCUGGAAAAGUCUUUGGAAAGUAUAAACCCCGACCCUAUGGACAGUAUAGAAUCCUCUACAGCCUCAAACAAAAAGAAAAAGAAGUGCUCCAAAAAGCCCAGAUCAGACACCCACUGCGUCAAAGGCAGGGGCGCUACGUUGCAGGGUCUGAGCUUUCUCCUCGUUCCCACCGUCUGGAUCUCCUUAGCCAUGUCUUAGGACUCCCGGUGUCGCUCUCAAGGCAGGACUCAAAGUGACGGAUGCUCAUGACAAUGAUGAGAGACGAUGCUUUGUCAUCUGCGACAGACAGUGACUGACCAGUGAGUUGCUACAACCACGACAACAACAAUUGGGACGAAGAUAAGAGUACAUGUAACAAAAUGGAUGCCUUUACAGAACACUACAGAUCUGAUGUAAAUAAUGAAUCGGUGCCCUGAAUUGUUUGUUCUUUAUGUACUGAACUUUAUUGUGUCUACGCUGACCCUGUUCCACCUUCUUCAAAAGCUUCUACGGUUGAGACAAAACACCAAGAGUUGAAAAGAAACAGAAGAAUACGACCUCUGAGAAUUCCGACAUAGUAAGCACACAAAGAAUGUUGGGUCCGUUUAAUGAAAAUAAAAUGAACCCCCACCCAUUAUUUAUUGAAAGUGAUGCAUUUGUUGGGUAACGUUCUGUUUUUUCAUGUUUUUCAAAGAAAAACAGUUGUUGACCGCGUUCCCCCAUUUUUACUUUUAUUUUCACGAAAGAAAGGAUAUAUGGCGAGCAUUUGCCAAAAGAAUGCCGCCGAGUUGUUUAUUGCAAUGGAACCAUAUAGAUAUGCAUUUUAUUUUACUUGUGUACAAGUAUGAAUAUAUUAUGAAUAAAAGUUCUUAUUUCGUAA
Nerophis lumbriciformis (worm pipefish) is the source of this 2381-nucleotide messenger RNA. It is a transcript of the gene rtn4r, whose product is annotated as reticulon 4 receptor. Gene Ontology annotation, molecular function: protein binding; ganglioside GT1b binding; ganglioside GM1 binding. Gene Ontology annotation, cellular component: plasma membrane; external side of plasma membrane. NCBI's taxonomy places the organism in Eukaryota, Metazoa, Chordata, Actinopteri, Syngnathiformes, Syngnathidae. The record is from RefSeq and is a predicted model, not a curated record. Gene Ontology annotation, biological process: positive regulation of Rho protein signal transduction.